Molecule: messenger RNA, 5847 nt
Organism: Myodes glareolus (Bank vole)
Lineage: Eukaryota; Metazoa; Chordata; Mammalia; Rodentia; Cricetidae
Gene: Evi5
Product: ecotropic viral integration site 5
Biological process (GO): regulation of GTPase activity
Molecular function (GO): GTPase activator activity; small GTPase binding
Source: RefSeq, a predicted model, not a curated record
AAGGUUGAUUGGAUGUCAGAAUUGUGCCUUUGGUUGUUCCAAACUCUUUAAAUGGAGGCCUGUUGCUACAGUAUACAGAAGAGGUGGCGACAGACAAGGUGGCGGAAAAGCUGAGCUCUACUCUCUCAUGGGUGAAGAACACAGUCUCGCACACAGUCAGUCAGAUGGCCAGUCAGGUGGCCAGUCCAUCUGCGUCAUUGCACACGACAUCCUCAUCCACCACACUGUCAACUCCAGCGCUUUCCCCGGCCUCCCCAUCAAAGUUGAGUCCAGACGACUUAGAACUCCUGGCUAAGCUGGAGGAACAAAAUCGAUUGAUAGAGACUGAUAGUAAGUCUUUAAGAUCUGUGAAUGGGUCAAGAAGAAACAGUGGCUCUUCUCUUGUAUCAAGUUCCUCUGCCUCCAGCAACCUCAGCCACCUGGAAGAAGACUCCUGGAUUCUUUGGGGAAGGAUUGUGAAUGAAUGGGAUGAUGCACGGAAGAAGAAAGAGAAGCAAGUGAAGGAGCUUGUUCGUAAAGGGAUACCCCACCACUUCAGAGCAAUAGUGUGGCAGCUUUUGUGUAAUGCACAGAGUAUGUCAAUUAAGGACCAGUAUUCAGAACUCCUGAAAAUGACUUCACCUUGUGAAAAAUUGAUCCGAAGAGACAUUGCUAGAACUUACCCAGAACACAACUUUUUUAAGGAAAAAGACAGCCUGGGACAGGAGGUUUUAUUUAAUGUGAUGAAGGCCUACUCCUUGGUGGAUCGUGAGGUUGGCUACUGUCAAGGCAGUGCUUUCAUAGUGGGCUUGUUGCUUAUGCAGAUGCCAGAAGAAGAAGCUUUUUGUGUGUUUGUUAAAUUAAUGCAAGACUACAGACUUCGUGAACUCUUUAAACCAAGCAUGGCAGAACUGGGCCUUUGUAUGUACCAGUUUGAGUGCAUGAUACAGGAGCAUCUUCCAGAGCUCUUCGUGCAUUUUCAGUCGCAGAGUUUCCACACAUCAAUGUAUGCGUCAUCCUGGUUUCUGACUAUCUUUCUUACAACUUUCCCAUUACCAAUCGCAACAAGGAUAUUUGAUAUCUUUAUGUCUGAGGGUUUAGAAAUAGUGUUUCGAGUCGGAGUAGCACUUCUUCAAAUGAAUCAGACAGAAUUAAUGCAGCUUGACAUGGAAGGAAUGUUGCAGCAUUUUCAGAAGGUCGUUCCACAUCAGUUUGACGGUGGCCCGGACAAAUUGAUCCAGUUAGCUUACCAAGUCAAAUACAACUCAAAAAAAAUGAAAAAACUUGAAAAAGAAUAUACUACGAUAAAGACAAAAGAGAUGGAGGAGCAAGUGGAAAUUAAAAGGCUACGCACAGAAAAUAGGCUUUUAAAACAACGCAUUGAAACAUUAGAAAAAGAAAGUGCUUCCUUGGCAGAUAGAUUGAUACAGGGACAAGUGACAAGAGCCCAGGAGGCUGAGGAAAACUACCUCAUAAAACGGGAGUUGGCCAGCAUCAGACAGCAGAGUGAUGAGGCCAGCGCUAAGCUGGAGCAGGCUGAAAGCACCAUCAGGGAGCUCCGGCACCGGCACCACUGGCAUAAAUGCAGCUCCUCCUACAAUGAAGAUUUCGUGCUGCAGCUGGAGAAGGAGUUGGUCCAAGCCAGGCUGAGUGAGGCUGAGUCUCAGUGUGCGCUGAAGGAGAUGCAGGACAAAGUGCUGGACAUAGAGAAGAAGAACAACUCAUUCCCUGAUGAGAACAACAUCGCAAGGCUUCAGGAGGAGCUCAUUGCCGUGAAGCUGAGAGAAGCGGAAGCCAUUAUGGGUUUGAAAGAACUUCGGCAGCAGGUCAGAGAUCUAGAAGAACACUGGCAGCGUCAUUUAGCUCGAACUUCUGGACGAUGGAAAGACCCGCCCAAGAAGAACACUGUGAAUGAGUUACAGGAAGAGCUGAUGAGCAUCCGCCUCAGAGAAGCAGAGACCCAGGCGGAAAUAAGAGAAAUGAAGCAGAGGAUGAUGGAAAUGGAAACGCAGAACCAGAUCAAUAGUAACCAACUUCGAAGAGCAGAACAAGAGGUCACCAGUCUGCAGGAGAAGGUGCAUUCUCUUUCUGCGAAGAACAAAGGGUUGCUUACCCAGUUAAGUGAGGCAAAGCGCAGACAGGCAGAGAUUGAAUGCAAGAACAAGGAGGAAGUCAUGGCUGUGAGGCUCCGGGAAGCUGACAGCAUAGCCGCUGUGGCUGAGCUGAGGCAGCAGAUUGCUGAGCUUGAAAUCCAGAAAGAAGAGGGCAAGCUCCAAGGGCAGCUUAGCAGGGCUGACUCCAGCCAGUGCAUUCGGGAACUGAAGGAUCAGAUAGCAGAGCUGACUCAUGAGCUCAGGUGCCUAAAAGGCCAGAGGAACUUCUCCAGCCAACCACCUUUUGAUGGAAUCCACAUCGUCAACCAUUUGAUAGGAGAGGAUGAGUCCUUCCCCUCCUCAGACGAAGAGUUCAUGGAUGGUUCCUUACAGGAAAGUGGUCUUGUGUUUCCUUUGCAUGGAAAGUCUGGCUCCGUGUCUCUGGAUCCGGCUUUGGCAGACGGCAGCGAGAGCGAUGCAGAAGACGGCGUGCUGGGAGCACAGCCCAGGGACCACGGAGUUCCAGAGGGGCAGCCCCCACAGAGAGAGCCCUACUCCACUACUGUCUGACCAUCACUGUGACAGCCUGAGCCGAGAUCGGGGCCCACCCUCUGUCCUGUGUGUGUGUAUGUAUAUAUAUGUCUGUUUUUUACAGCCUCACAUGACUGCCAAAUGUUCACUGAAUUUCCAUUGCCAUAGUAGACUGGAGUAUGCUAAUUGGUAAAUGGAGUUCUAACAGUAUUACAGAAUAUUAACUUUUCAUAUUUAGAAAAUACUGCUAUGUCUAAAUGUAAGAACCAUUGUAAAAUUCAGAACUGUGGGAAAUUGGAUUUUCUUUAAACAAAACUGCUCUUGUGCAAUAUUCUAUCCUCACUGAUCACACUGCACAAUGGUGUUCCUCAUUCUGUCUCCAAGGUGGCUCCUCUAGACAUCCAGCCAAAACAGAGAUCAUUUAACUUGUGUUUUGAGGAUAUUUUUUUUCACUAAAAUUGCAGCUCUGUCACUGAACAUUGUCAAACAACUUUUUUCUGUAUAAUUUCUAAACACAAAGUAAUUGUCGUCUGUUCUGAAAGGUUUUUUGUUUCAGUUUCUACGUGUUAUGUGUAUCAUACUUCUGUGUGUCGGAAUAGUAGCAGGCUAGCUGCAGAUAUAUUACUUGUACAUACUUAUAAGUCUGUAUCGCCCAGCAUCGGACAUCCUCUUACACGAGGAGCAAACGUUGACAGUGACCAUUGCCAGCAUUCUAACAGGACUUCUGUAAAUAGCAGGGUAAAGAAACUAAACACGGACCAGACACUACUGUUGGAGCAGCUGUGGCAGCCUGUACUCAGCAGACUCCUGACUGCUCGCUGUUCAAACACUACUGGUGAAGUCCUUGACUCCAUCCGUGACUAAUAAACUUUGCGAUCAAAGAGGUUAUAGCACAUGCUAGUUCAUGCUAAUCUAUUUAAUGUAAUUUAGCACUAGAAUAAGUUCCAAGAUGCACAACAAAUAUAUCUGGAGGGAGGGGAAUCUAUGAGUAUUUAAAUUCUCUAGUUUCUAAUUGACAGGUAAAGCCAUAAGAACCCUUUCUUCCUAGUUGUUUCUUUGUAUUAUUUAGACUUUUUCUCUAGAAAACUGAACGCUUGUUAUUUGUAAAUUGAGAAACGAUACUCACCUGUGGAGAGGCUGCCGGCCUGUGUUGACUGGAUGUUUUCCACCCUCAGUUUUUAGUAGCCUGAGCCAUAGAGGAAGAUCGAAUGUAGUGUGUUUGGAAGUACAUUUUUGCACAGAGUGUUACAUAUGCAAAGAAAAAUGUUUUAUAAAAUGGAGUAGAAGAAACAAGUAGUUUACUUUCUGAAACUAUAUAAUGCCUUAUGCUGCAUCGUGGGCUAGGCUUUCCCAGCAAGGGUGUCUUAGCUGCUCUCUUGCCUAACAGACGGGAUUGAAAACAUACCUUCUGUUUCAAGAGCACCCACUAAAUUUUAGUAUUUAAUUUACCUGUAAUUACAAGCUAGUUAUUUAACAGAGCUAAAAUAUUAAUUCGGAUCUCUCUCGACUUCUAGAGGUCUAGCAAAAAGUUUUUCAGUUCCCUCUCUCUGGCAGUUUACAUCAAUAAUUUUCAUUUCAGUCUGUUUCCUAAGUAUCUCUUGGGUGUUCAUCGGCACCAGUAGUCAAGUCUCUCGGUGAAAAUGCGUAACAGCACCGGCAGAGGAUGGCUCGUUCUUUAGGGCUCUGCUGUGGUCCUGUACUGUUAGCCCAAGAGGCCAUCAAUAGCCCAGUGACGUAAGAGGAGUUAUAGCCCUGCUUUUUAUCUAGACCCCCCCUCAUCAAGAAACCUCAGUGGAACUAGAGGUGUAGUUGGAAGUUAGAGUGUUUACCUAAAAUGCCCAAGACCCUGUGUUCAGUUCCAAGCCCCACCCAAAGACGGAAAAGCUCAGAAAAUUUCCUAGUAUUCUCUCUAGUUUAGAACUAGGAGUAAAAGAACCCUGGUCAUUAAACCUUAAUUCAUUAAUGCUCUUGUGAUUUGCACAGUGGAAAAUUAGAAGCAACAUCCUCUCCAGAGCUUUGAGUCAAGCCAGGUACAGUGGUGCACAUCUGUAGUCCCAGCUACUGGGGACUGGCCUGGGGAACACAGUAAGAUGUUAUCUCAAAAAAAAAUUUUUUUAAGUUCAUAUAUGCCUUAGAUAUAAACCUUCCUGGGUUUUAGGGUCCAGUAGGGUAAUGCGCCCUGAUCCGGCUCCAUUUUGUUCAGAUUAAUGUAAGUAUAUUGUUCAAGACUUUGAAGCAUUAGACUGUGUCCCUACUGAUGAACUGUUUGUCUUGAUGAAUUGAAAGACGUUUUGUGGGAACAAAUGGGAUGACAGAUGAUGGGAAACCUUGCUCUCUUGGGACAGUGGCCUUCCUGCUGCCCUUUUCCCCACUGCUGAGGACGGAGUCCCGGGCCUUACACAUGUGGGCAAGCUCUCUACCCCUGAGCCACAGCCGGGUCUGACGUCUUCAAAAUCAGCAUAUACAUUUUCUUUAUGGAAAAUGAGACCAAAGAUUUUGUUUGACACAACUUCUACUCUGGUUCUUGUUUGGAUUGUUUGUUUUGGUUCGUCUUUAUUUUGCUUGGCCAGUUGGCAGCCACUCAGCACUUGCUGAUUGAAACAUCAUAUUCCAGCUAACUGGCUAUUUAUGUUGAAGAAACAACCUUUCCCAGCCCUGAGCACGAUGCAGCUUGUUAAUUUCCAGGCAGUGCCUUUGACUGAAAAUAAUGUCUGCUGCUUUUGAAGAAUAUUAUUCCUGGCAUCAGAAGAGGUAAUUUGGUUCCUCAUUCAUUGUUUGCAUAAUGCACUAUAAUAUUCAAAUUUUUAAAAAUUAAGGAUAUCAAUUAUGUUUUGUUAAGCUUCUCAUGGCAAGUGUGGCUAUUACAUAGCACCAAGACAUCCAUGACCAACAUUUGUAGAAUUAAUUUCCUUACUAAAUAAUGAGUUUUAGCCUGAGAGUUUUUGCUGCUCUAGAUUAACAAACAAUUAUAAUUUAAAAUUAAUUUCUUUUUAAUUCUAAAAUUAAUUAAAAUUUCUGGUUGAAAGUAGGGUAUAUGCUAUUUAAAAUCCAGAUUUUUACAGCACAUCCAUAGAUCUGUGUAGCUCUUCGCUUCAGAGAAGAGACAGUAAUACCUUGGACAUGCAGAGUCAUAAAUGCACUUCAUUGUACCGUUGGGUUUUUUUUAUUGUAACACUGUAUGAUGAUAACCUAAUGUUUACUUGUGCCUUUGCUUUAAAUAAUUAAAAUUUCUCAUUUUGCAAGA